This is a messenger RNA of Parastagonospora nodorum SN15, 225 nucleotides long. RefSeq lists its product as hypothetical. The coding region runs from base 1 to 225 and encodes 74 amino acids. The record is from RefSeq and is a predicted model, not a curated record. The transcript is spliced from 2 exons. NCBI's taxonomy places the organism in Eukaryota, Fungi, Ascomycota, Dothideomycetes, Pleosporales, Phaeosphaeriaceae.
AUGGGUCGUAUAUUGUUGAGUCGAUCGAACGGAACCGGGUAUCUUCACACCCUCUGCUCGAACUUCCGCUACUAUCACAGCCCAUCCAUCAUCUUGAAUAUCAGCUCGAACAUAUCAAAAGACUCAUCAGCAACAGAAUACGAAUGUUCUGGUAUCACUAUCGUUGGCGAACUCGUCUCUCAACCCCCAACCGCCUUCCCCGAGCCUGUGCCGUUGCCUGAGUAA